Molecule: messenger RNA, 1137 nt
Organism: Charadrius vociferus (killdeer)
Lineage: Eukaryota; Metazoa; Chordata; Aves; Charadriiformes; Charadriidae
Product: aldose reductase-like
Exons: 9
Coding region: 1-1137 (378 amino acids)
Cellular component (GO): cytosol
Molecular function (GO): aldose reductase (NADPH) activity
Source: RefSeq, a predicted model, not a curated record
AUGGGGUUGGAGAGGAGAAGGGACCUUAUUGCCAUGAUUACCCAGCUGUGCAUGAUGCUGGCUGGGGAGCGGACGCAGAGCACCACGGACACGCUCCUGGGGGAUCACAGAGCAAGGAAGGAGCCGGCUGCGAGCGCUGGCAGAAAGCCACAGAAGAGCUCAUGGUGUGGUUGUGUUUCCUUUCAGGCUCCUCCAGGAAAGGUGGAAGAGGUGGUGAAGUUUGCUAUUGACGCUGGCUACCGCCUCUUCGACUGUGCCUACUUCUACCAGAAUGAAAAUGAAAUAGGGAAUGCAAUCCAGCAGAAGAUCAAGGAGGGGGCCGUGAAACGGGAAGACCUCUUUGUUGUUACUAAGCUGUGGAACACGUUUCACGAGAAGUCCCUGGUUAAAGUAGCAUGUAAGAAGAGCCUCGCUGCGCUGCAACUGGACUACCUUGACCUCUACCUGAUACACUUCCCUAUGGGAUUCAAGGCUGGUGAAGAGCUGCAUCCUUUGGAUGACAAGGGUAUGAGUAUCCCCAGCGAUACGGAUUUUCUGGACACAUGGGAGGCCAUGGAAGAACUGGUGGAUGCUGGUCUGGUAAAAGCCAUUGGCAUCUCCAACUUUAACCAUGAGCAGAUUGAAAGAAUCUUAAACAAGCCAGGACUCAAAUACAAGCCAGUAAAUAACCAGAUCGAAUGUCAUCCGUACCUCACCCAGGAAAAGUUGAUCAAGUACUGUCAAUCCAAAGGGAUUGCUGUGACAGCGUACAGCCCCCUUGGCUCUCCUAACCGCCCAUGGGCCAAGCCAGGGGACCCUCUGCUGCUGGAUGAUCCCAAGAUUAAAGAAAUUGCAGCUAGACAUCAUAAAACCCCUGCCCAGGUUUUGCUCCGGUUUCUUAUCCAAAGAGACGUGAUUGUCAUUCCCAAGUCUGACAAACCACAGCGCAUUGAGGAGAACAUCAAGGUGUUUGACUUCGAACUGUCUAAAAAGGAGAUGGAUGUCAUCCUCAGCUUUAACAGGAACUGGCGAGCGGUUCCAGUGCUCCAGUAUGUUCCUUAUUAUCCUUAUUAUCCAUUAGCCUAUCUCUAUCUGUGUUUCCAUCCCCCGUAUCUUGAAAAUAUAUGUGACCAAAACCGGGGAGAGCUCAUAUCUUAA